AUGAUUGUGGACUUCAGGAAGAGCACUGUCCCCCCGCCCCCACCCUCCGUGAUGGACUCCCCCAUCACCUCUGUGGAGUCCUUCCGUUUCCUGGGCACCACCAUCACCCAGGACCUCAAGUGGGAGCCGACCAUCAGCUCCCUCAUCAAGAAGGCCCAGCAGAGGAUGUACUUCCUGCGGCAGCUCAGGAAAGCCAAGCUGCAGUUCUACACGGCCAUCAUCGAGUCCAUCCUCACCUCCUCCAUCACCUCCUCCAUCACCUCCUCCAUCACCUCCUCAUCACCUCCUCCAUCGCCUCCUCCAUCACCUCCUCCAUCACCUCCGCCAUCACCUCCUCCAUCACCUCCUCCAUCACCUCCUCCAUCACCUCCUCCAUCACCUCCUCCUUCACCUCCUCCAUCGCCUCCGCCAUCACCUCCUCCAUCACCUCCGCCAUCACCUCCUCCAUCACCUCCUCCAUCACCUCCUCCAUCACCUCCUCCAUCACCUCCUCAUCACCUCCUUCAUCACCUCCUCCAUCACCUCCUCCAUCACCUCCUCCAUCACCUCCUCCUCCUUCACCUCCUCCAUCGCCUCCGCCAUCACCUCCUCCAUCACCUCCGCCAUCACCUCCUCCAUCACCUCCUCCCUCACCUCCUCCAUCACCUCCUCCAUCACCUCCUCCAUCACCUCCUCAUCACCUCCUUCAUCACCUCCUCCAUCACCUCCUCCAUCACCUCCUCCAUCACCUCCUCCAUCACCGUGUGGUUCGCUGGAGCCACAGUCAGGGACAAACAGAGACUACAGCGCAUUGUGCGCUCUGCAGAGGAAGUGAUCGGCCGCAGCCUUCCAUCGCUGCAGGACCUUGAGCCGGGUCCGUCAGUGCGUGCCGGGUCCGUCAGUGCGUGUUGGGUCCGUCAGUGCGUGUCGGGUCCGUCAGUGAACCUGGGUCCGUCAGUGCGUGUCGGGUCCGUCAGUGAGCCGGGUCCGUCAGUGCGUGUCGGGUCCGUCAGUGAGCCGGGUCCGUCAGUGCGUGUCGGGUCCGUCAGUGCGUGUUGGGUCCGUCAGUGCGUGUCGGGUCCGUCAGUGCGUGUUGGGUCCGUCAUGAGCCGGGUCCGUCAGUGCGUGUCGGGUCCGUCAGUGAGCCGGGUCCGUCAGUGCGUGUCGGGUCCGUCAGUGCGUGCCGGGUCCGUCAGUGAGCCGGGUCCGUCAGUGCGUGCCGGGUCCGUCAGUGCGUGCCGGGUCCGUCAGUGCGUGCCGGGUCCGUCAGUGAGCCGGGUCCGUCAGUGCGUGUCGGGUCCGUCAGUGCGUGUCGGGUCCGUCAGUGCGUGUCAGGUCCGUCAGUGCGUGUCGGGUCCGUCAGUGAGCCGGGUCCGUCAGUGCGUGUCCGUCAAUGCGUCUCGGGUCCUGAACCUGGGUCCGUCAGUGCGUGUCGGGGUGUGUACCAUGGACAGAGUCGCAGUGAAGGGACCCUCUCUGUCUGGGUGUCACCUGAUCCCUGCAGCAGCGUUCCCACAACACUACAAAGGACCCUGCUCUAGACAGGUGAUGCAGGAUCUGGAAGAAUGCGGCGUUCUCUGUGCGGCUGAUGGGAAAGCUCCAAUGUUUAACAGCUCCAGUGUUUAA
Molecule: messenger RNA, 1605 nt
Organism: Knipowitschia caucasica
Lineage: Eukaryota; Metazoa; Chordata; Actinopteri; Gobiiformes; Gobiidae
Source: the annotation of a GenBank genome assembly